Messenger RNA from Micropterus dolomieu (smallmouth bass), 2680 nucleotides. Its product is annotated as ethanolamine-phosphate cytidylyltransferase-like. The record is from RefSeq and is a predicted model, not a curated record. The transcript is spliced from 13 exons. The coding region runs from base 143 to 1363 and encodes 406 amino acids. Gene Ontology annotation, cellular component: cytoplasm. Gene Ontology annotation, biological process: phosphatidylethanolamine biosynthetic process. Lineage: Eukaryota; Metazoa; Chordata; Actinopteri; Centrarchiformes; Centrarchidae. Gene Ontology annotation, molecular function: ethanolamine-phosphate cytidylyltransferase activity.
UGCUGCUGUUGCUGCUGACACAGAAACCGGCUGUCCUGCGCUGAAAGGGAGAACACACACCGACACGGCCCGUUCACCUCAUCUCAUUUUGGAAGGAGUCCCUCUGUAGCAAUUUGGAGAUUAUACUCACCCAAGCUUCAAGAUGAUCAAGAACGGGCAUCACCACCACCAAGUGAACACAGCAGCCGGGAAAGACGCAGGGACGACCCCCGGCACUGCAGCCUGCAGUCCGGAGAAGAGGAGGCGAAGAAUCCGGGUGUGGUGCGAUGGCUGCUAUGACAUGGUCCAUUAUGGCCACUCCAACCAGCUGCGACAGGCCAAGGCCAUGGGAGAUUACCUUAUCGUUGGAGUACACACAGACAGUGAGAUUGCGAAGCACAAGGGUCCGCCGGUCUUCACUCAGGAAGAAAGAUACAAGAUGGUGCGGGCCAUAAAAUGGGUGGACGAGGUCGUGGAAGGAGCGCCUUAUGUCACGACCCUCGAGACCCUCGACAAGUACAACUGUGACUUCUGUGUGCACGGAGAUGAUAUAACACUAACAGUGGACGGGAAAGACACCUAUGAAGAGGUGAAGAAGUCAGGGCGGUACAGAGAGUGUAAAAGAACCCAGGGAGUUUCAACCACGGAUCUGGUUGGCAGGAUGCUACUGAUGACCAAAGCACACCACAGCAACAUUGAUAGUUCAGACUAUCAGCAGCACACAGACAACUUUGGAAAGGGUUCGCAUGGUCAGAAGGGCCACAGUCCCUGGACGGGGGUGUCUCAGUUUCUGCAGACCUCACAGAAAAUCAUCCAGUUUGCUUCAGGCCAGGAGCCUCAACCCGGAGACACUAUCAUCUAUGUGGCAGGAGCCUUUGACCUCUUCCACAUUGGCCAUGUGGACUUCCUAGAAGCAGUGCAUAAGCUCUCCGUAAAGCCAUACAUUAUAGUGGGGUUGCACUUUGAUCAGGAGGUGAACCGUUAUAAAGGGAAAAACUACCCCAUCAUGAAUGUUCACGAGAGAACGCUCAGUGUCCUGGCUUGUCAAUAUGUGUCAGAAGUGGUAAUUGGUGCACCCUUUGCAGUCACAAAAGAUUUGCUGGACCAUUUCAAGGUGGAUCUUGUAUGCCAUGGAAAGACAGAAAUAUAUCCUGACAAGGAUGGAUCUGACCCGUAUGCUGAGCCUAGGAGGAAAGGUAUCCUGCAUACUGUUGACAGUGAGAACAGCCUCACUACUGAUGCCAUUGUGCAAAGGAUAAUUAAAAACAGAUUGCUAUUUGAAGCAAGGAACCAGAAGAAAGAGGCCAAAGAGAUUGCUGUGAUCCAGGCCAUGAAGCGACAAGAGGAGGAAAAGACUAAAGAAAGAGCCCAGGCUGUGGUGUAGGAAGGCACCAAACAAGCACCAUCAGCUACGCAACAACAUAACACUGACAAGCUCAAUUAAUCUAAAGUCAUGUACAGUAAAAUCAGCCCUUUUAUACGUUAUGACACCCUCCACACACGAUCCUAGCUAAUAACAGCAGUCCUUACAGCAGCCUGUCUAUAGCCAGGGCAGCGUAGUCUGCUGUGGGAUCAUCAGGUAUACAGUGCGUGUGUGCGUGCGUGCGUGUGUGUGGAUCUUCUGUGUAUUCAUAUAUUCUGCAUAUAUGCAACUACAUGUUCAUGUAAGUCAGCAAUCACACAGACCGAUGUCUAACUAUUGAGUCAUGGACAUAACAAUGGAAAUAAGUGGGAGCAAGGGCGCUAUCGAUGUCUUCAAAAUCUCUAUUUUUUUUGUGUUUUGUACUUUUUUUUUUUUUUUUUUUUGCCUUCAAGAAAAAUACCUUUUAUUUUUAAGUAUUAUAUCAGAGGAUUUGGACAUAAAACGGGCAAGUGUAGGCACUGAACUGUAACAAAGUGAUUUGAUUAGUUAUUUCUGUGGGGUUGUCGCUGCUUUCUGCCCAGCAAUGGGCAUGGCCCCACAACUGAUCUAUCCUUGUAUAUACUGUAUGUAGUGAUUACAGGCUGUAUGGAGAAUGCCAAAACCACUAGAAAAUCAGGGGAGAAAAUGCCCCUGCUUCUGUGCAUCUUAGUUGGGUUGUUUGGGCGUGAGAAUGUGUUGGCGAUUUGAUGGACUCUUACGGGACCUCAUGUACAUAUCAGACCUUGCUCCUAUCAGACUGCACUGACUCAGAAAUCAUCAGAACUGUUCUGUUUUAUCGGUAGAGCAGGUUUUUAACUCUAAAAAAAUGCACACUGUUGAGACCUUCACACCUGGCCUGUUUGAGUGCAAUUGCAUUUUUAUUUUUUUUGACCUGCACUCCUUAGAUGUAUCCUAAAAUAGAGAACACUACAGUGUUUUAACAUACUAGUUUUAACCUUUAGUUUUCUUAAUAUAACUAGAGAACUAUGACAGAUGCUCAGUGUUGACUUGAUCAUGAAAUAGGCCUCUUACUGUCAUUGAGCCCUGAACAAUUUAACCUCUGUCAAAUGGGAUUAAAUAAUAUAUUUUUUGUAGAUGUAUAUUUUAAUCACCUCCUCUCCAUUAACUACUGUAUAGAUGGUUUUCAUGUUGUUUUAAAAAGCAUAAUAAUGUCUGUAUGUGAAGUUGGAAUGUAUUCAGUGUAGGCUAUGAUCUGUAUAUUAUUGACACCCAGUUACUGUAGAAACUGAUUGGACUACAGUUUACUAUUGCUGAUAAUAAUAACAUUUUAAUCUGAAA